AUGGCCGUGGCUAUUGAUCCAUUCAGUGACCAGUUUCCUUACUUCAGCCGUUCCUCACAAAGAUGUAGACUCCAAUCCCUUACCAACCUUGACUUCAACUUCCUUGAAUCUAAUCUCACGUUUAAUCGAACGGUUGAAGAUGACAACAUCCAUCGAAGCGUCUCCUCUCCUUGUUUCUCCAUAGCUGCCUCUGCUAAUAUGGAGGAAGAUUCCAAAGCCACUGCCGCUCCACGGAUUGAGAUUCUUGGUGGACAGAGAGUGCCCACGGUUCGUGCCCUUGUGGCUGAGGUGACUAUGGCUAUGGUUUCUGGAGCUCAGCCUUUGCUUUUACCAAGUGGCUUGGGAGGUGCUUAUCUCUUGCAAACAGUAAAAGGUCAUAACAUUGCUGUGGCUAAACCGGUUGAUGAAGAGCCUUUAGCCUUUAACAAUCCUAAAAAGUCUGGAAGUUUGAUGCUCGGGCAACCGGGAAUGAAGCAUUCUAUUCCUGUUGGUGAAACCGGUAUUCGAGAGUUAGCUGCUUACCUUCUUGAUUACCAAGGCUUCUCUGGUGUUCCGCCAACGGCUUUGGUUAGUAUCUCACAUGUUCAAUUUCAUGUGAGUGACGCCUUCUCCUUCUCCUCCAUGCCCUAUAAGGUUGCUUCCUUGCAGCGAUUUGUGGGUCAUGAUUUUGAUGCGGGAGAAUUAGGUCCAGGAAGCUUCACGGUUACCUCGGUUCAUAGGAUUGGAAUACUUGAUGUGAGAGUCCUGAACCUUGACAGACACGCCGGAAAUAUGCUAGUGAAGAGAUGUGACCAAGACAAGGGUUAUAAUCGACUUGGGACCGCUGAGCUUGUGCCUAUAGACCAUGGUCUCUGCCUUCCUGAAUGCCUAGAUGAUCCUUACUUUGAAUGGUUAAACUGGCCUCAAGCUUUGGUUCCAUUCACCGACACCGAGCUACAGUAUAUAUCCAAUCUGGACCCUUUCAAAGACGCAGAACUUCUGAGAAAUGAACUACACUCUUUGCCGGAAUCUGCUAUACGGGUCCUCAUCGUCUGCACGCUUUUCCUAAAACAAGCUGCAGCGGCGGAGCUCUGUCUCGCAGAGAUAGGCGAGAAGAUGACUCGGGAUUUCUCUAGAGGUGAAGAGGGUUUCAGUCUGUUGGAGACCCUCUGCACCAAAGCAAAAGCACGUGUAGUUGGCAAACUUGAUGAAGGCGGUGACUAUAGUCACAAAGGAAACGAAGUGAACGCAGAGCUAGAGUGUGGACUGUUUAAGUUUGACGGUGGAGAUAGCCCAUGUGAAGCAGAGAUUUCGGAGGUCUUUCAUGUAUCUAAACCACCUUUGGCUCCAAAAGGGCCACGGGUAAACUCCAUACCUACUGUGAAUGCAAAAGAAAAGAAGAGAGGAGGCACCAUGAGGAGCAGGAGCCCACAGAUCUGUGUGAACCAUGGCGUUUCUUUCGGGGACAUGACAACAUUUGAAUGGGAUAUGUUCCUGCAGAGCUUCCAGACACUUUUGCAAGAUGCACUGAGCAAAGGGUCGACGCCAAGAUUAGGAUGCUCCUGCGAAAUUUGA
Arabis nemorensis is the source of this 1554-nucleotide messenger RNA. Lineage: Eukaryota; Viridiplantae; Streptophyta; Magnoliopsida; Brassicales; Brassicaceae. The record is from the annotation of a GenBank genome assembly.